AUUGCUUGUAGGUGCAAGGGGCGUUUCUUUAGAGAAAAGAUUGGGAAGGUUAAACAGAUAGAACGACUGCAUGUACUGAAGUGAAUGUUUUGUGCGCUCAAAUAGGAUUUAACUCCAGAUUUCCCGACAAUGAUUUAUUUUAAUGAACUCUUUCACAAGUCGACGCUGAUCUUAUUUAUUGUCAAAAUUUCUUGGUGUCAGCACAACCCUGCGAUUUGUGUCCCCCAAAGUGGAAAUCCUGGUCCAUCUCCGCCUGAAUCGUUGGAUAGUUACUCAACAAAUAUUCAAAUCAAUUACAUGAAUAAUAUGAUUUCAGAGGAGGUUAUUGAAUCUAUUGACAGAAACAAAAGAAUGGCAACUACUGAAUUCAUUUCCGGUGGUGAAAGAUUUAAAUACAUUUACAGUAUGAACGAGGAAGUUGUAUUGCGUAUACAUUCCAAUUCGUAUG
Molecule: messenger RNA, 448 nt
Organism: Limulus polyphemus (Atlantic horseshoe crab)
Lineage: Eukaryota; Metazoa; Arthropoda; Merostomata; Xiphosura; Limulidae
Exons: 3
Source: RefSeq, a predicted model, not a curated record